GGAUAUUUAGUAUCAACCUUAGAAAACAAAUCCACAACAAAUAAAAAAAUAGGCUAGUGGUAGCACCUAGCAACAAUGUUGAAAACCCAAACAGAUUGGCCAGAGCCAAUAAUCAGGGUUCAAUCUUUGUCUGAAGGAUGCAAAGAUUCAAUCCCUGAAAGAUACAUCAAGCCACCAAUUGAUAGGCCAUUUGUACAAAACUCUUGUUAUGAUGGAAUCAACAAUAUUCCAAUUAUAGACCUUGGAGGUUUGAAUGGUGAUGACCUUGAUGUUAGAGGUUCAAUCCUUAAGAAAAUCUCUGAGGCUUGUCGUGAGUGGGGUUUUUUCCAAAUUGUUAACCAUGGUGUAAGCCAUGAUUUGAUGGACAAAGCUAGGGAAACUUGGCGUGAAUUCUUUCACUUGCCUAUGGAAGUGAAGCAACAAUAUGCAAACUCACCAAAGACUUAUGAAGGGUAUGGUAGUAGACUUGGUAUUGAAAAAGGUGCUAUUCUUGAUUGGAGUGAUUACUACUUUUUGCACUAUUCUCCCUUCUCUCUUAAGGACUACAACAAAUGGCCUUCUUCUCCUCCAUCUUGCAGAGAAGUGUUUGAUGAGUAUGGAAGAGAGCUAGUGAAGCUAUGUGGGAGAUUAAUGAAGGUUCUAUCAAUAAACCUUGGAUUAGAAGAAGAAAAACUUAAAAAUGCAUUUGGGGAUGAAAUAGGGGCAUGCAUGAGAAUAAAUUUUUAUCCAAAGUGUCCAAGGCCAGAAUUGACAUUAGGACUAUCAUCACACUCUGAUCCAGGAGGGAUGACUAUGUUGCUUCCAGAUGAUCAAGUAGCUGGCCUUCAAGUACGAAAAUUUCAUCAUUGGAUUACUGUUAAUCCUGCUCCAUAUGCCUUCAUUGUCAACAUUGGUGACCAAAUACAGGUUCUAAGCAAUGCAACAUACAAGAGUGUGGAGCACCGAGUAAUCGUGAAUUCAGAUAAAGAGAGAGUUUCCCUUGCAUUCUUCUACAACCCCAAAAGUGAUAUACCAAUUGAGCCACUAAAAGACCUUUUAACCCCCGAAAGGCCCGCACUAUACCCACCAAUGACCUUCGAUGAAUACAGGCUCUUCAUUAGAAUGAGAGGCCCUUGUGGCAAAUCUCAAGUCGAAUCUAUGAAGUCUCCCAUAUAAUAUAUAAUCAUCAUCAUCAUUAUUCCCUAAGUAAAAUUGAAUUAAAAAAAUUGAUAGGUUUUAUCAAAAUUUUAAAUUAAAUAUAUCAAUUUUUUUAAUCAAUUUUUACUUAUAUUUAAGAUCGGAGAGAAUAUCUAUUUAAAUGGUUUAAAUUCAUCCAAUUACACAUUGAGCCAUAUAUAGAGUGAAGAUAUAUAUUUAAUUUAUUGAUAUAGGAAAAGCUAUUUUCUUCUUAGGCUUCAAAUAAUAAUAUGGCUAAAUAUGAACGGACCACAUAUAUUAUAAUUUUCCUUGCCUCCCACUUCCCAAUCCACGAUUAUGGUGAUGAUGAAGUGCAUACUAGUUUAUUACCACGAUAUUAAAUACUCAAAGAAUAUAGGGAAUGCUUGAUAAAAUCUCCUUUUUAAAUUAUAUUGUGUACGAUUCAUAAAAAAAAAAUUGUGUACUACAAAAGUAAUAAUUAUUGAAUUUCACUCCUUUCCUUUCCCACUUGUGUACUACUAUUGCUGUUCUGAAAAAAUUCCAAGUUAUUCUCUUUUUGAUUUAUAUUUUA
Cicer arietinum (chickpea) is the source of this 1708-nucleotide messenger RNA. Its product is annotated as jasmonate-induced oxygenase 2-like. The record is from RefSeq and is a predicted model, not a curated record. Lineage: Eukaryota; Viridiplantae; Streptophyta; Magnoliopsida; Fabales; Fabaceae.